Molecule: messenger RNA, 1672 nt
Organism: Cicer arietinum (chickpea)
Lineage: Eukaryota; Viridiplantae; Streptophyta; Magnoliopsida; Fabales; Fabaceae
Product: phytolongin Phyl2.2-like
Cellular component (GO): membrane
Source: RefSeq, a predicted model, not a curated record
GAAGUAAAGUAGACAUUAGCUCCUAAAAAUGGAUAGUGAAGUUGAGGUAUGAACUAUAUGUAAUCACCCACCCAAUAAAAUGAUCUACAAUAAUGAAAUAUGAGAGAGAGAAAAACUCAACCUCCACUUCCCCACUCCUCAAAUCCCUAUAUGAUAUUUUGCUUGAUUAAACACAAACAAAAGGAGAAGAUGAGAAAGCAUAGUUGAGAAGUUACGUUAGGAGAAUUUAGUAAUUUAACGAAAAUCGAGACAGCGAUAGUGAGCUGUGGUUGGGAGAGCAUCCAAUCUAAUUGCAUCUCCCACCCAUCCCAUUUUCUAUUCUCACCCCCCUCCUUCUCUCUUUUCUUUCAUCUUCUUCUUUACAUAUUCAUUCAUUCUCCUUCUUCUCUUUCUUCAUUCCCAUCCCAAAUGAGAUCCUACUCCAUCCCUAAAUUGAAACCAAAACCCUAAUCCCAAUCCCAAUUCAAAUUCCACAAUGACCAUACCAAAACCCUAAAACUCCACACACCAAAAUUAUAAAUUGAAACCCCUUUCUCGAUUGAUUCAACCUUUUUUCAUUCAUUCAUUACCAUUAUCAUCCAUAGAUUAAUAAAUGGGUGCAGCUUCAAUGAUUUGGAACCCAGACCUAAUCCAUUAUCUAUGCAUUGCAAAAUCGACAACAAUCCUCGCACAUCACAUUAAAAACACCAAAGAUUCAAACUUUGAAUCAUUGGCCUCUGAAUGCUUAACAAAAACCCCUCCAAAUCACUCAUUCUUCUCUCACACCGUUAAUAAUCUCACCUACACAUUCCUCAUCGACCCUACCUUCGUUAUCUUCGCUAUCUUCGAUCACCACCUUCUCAAAUCUCAUGCACUCGCUUUCCUUAACCGUGUCAGAUCCUCCCUCAUCGAAACCCUAAAUCAAAAUGACAACUUUGUCCCUUUCUCCCUUCAGACACAAUUCGAUUCAGUUUUCAACGAAACCCUAAAUUUCUAUGAUUUAUCUCCUUCCGGUAACGAGAAGAGUUCGCCGUUGACCACGCUUCCUCUAAUUGGGAAACCUGGUGAAGGCUUGAAGAAAAAGAAGAGACUUAUUGACGAUGGAAAAGACGCUGCGUUGGUUGAUUUAUCAGACGACGCCGUUUCGUUGCCGUUUGCAAAGGUGAAUGAUCGUCAGAAAGCGAAGCAUGUAUGGAAAAAGCACGUUUGGGUUGUGUUGUUGCUUGAUUUGUUUGUUUGUGCGGUUUUGUUUGUUAUUUGGUUAUGGGUUUGCAGCGGUUUCAAAUGCAUGGCUUAUUGAAUUUUCAAAUCCCAAAUUUUUCUUCAAGAAGAAAAAAUGGCCACUUUUUUUUUUUUUUUUCUGUUACGGUUUUUUUUGUCCCUUCUAUGAGGGGAUUCUUAGUUUCUCGUUUAAUGGAAGUGCAGAAUAUAGAUUUGGAGGAAAAUCGGUAUUUCCAUGUAAUUGGGGUUUCGGUUGCUUUUUCAUCAGUUUUUUUUUUUUGUUCCUUUUUUCUUGAUGGAAAUUGCAUCCGAAGAUCUUGUUAUUUUCCGGACAAUCCUGGUCUGAUCGUGUUUUGUCUCAUACAAUUGUUUGAGAAUUUGUAUUUGCUCAAUUGUGCAAAGUUACAGUUUCCUCAUUUCAGGUGUUUAAUAUCUGUUCUAUAUACUGACUACUGAGCAUUAUUGAUUGUUA